Molecule: messenger RNA, 512 nt
Organism: Pelecanus crispus (Dalmatian pelican)
Lineage: Eukaryota; Metazoa; Chordata; Aves; Pelecaniformes; Pelecanidae
Source: RefSeq, a predicted model, not a curated record
GGAAAAUAAGAGUCAAUGCUGACUGGCUGGCGGGCGUUUUCUGUGCAGCCCUGAACAGCAGCACAUGGCAGAGCCUGCCUCACCAGAAGGUACUGAAAUUAUUCAGUGACCGCUGUUUUCCUGAAUGCUGCCCCAUCUGCACAGAGCAGAAAACUUCCUGCCCACAGUUCGUGUGCAAGAGUUUUGUCAGCAAAGGUUUUGCCUCUUCAGUGACUCAAGAGGAAACCUUCCCCUGGUUUGACCUGACAGCUACACAACUGAGAGAGUCUCCCUUUAGCCAGCUGCUAAAAAAGAGUGAGCUUAUCCGGUGCCAUCUUGCUCUAUACCAGGCAUCCUUUGGAGACUGGCCUACAAAGCAAUGUGGGCUGAUCAGCACCAAGACAACUCUUACUUUGGCUGCAGUGGAGCCUGCUGUGAUGCUGGAUGACAAGUCUCCAUUCUCCACAGCUGCUUCUGACAUUUUCUCAGAAAUUCCAGAGGAAACUACUGACUAUGAUUCUAAAUCCUCGUAA